UAUUUAAAGAUGACCAACGAUGCGAGAAGGUAAGCGAUCGAAUUAUCCAGGAAUUAUGACUUCCCCUCUUCAAUAUAAACUAACGAUAGCGCAGAGUUUUUAUUUCUGGUGGAGCAUUUUGGAAAAGAACGGCUUAUUCAAAAGUUUAUCGCCGCAAGUUAUUCCUUUAUCGUUUUCGCAUCGUGUCAAUUGAAAUCUAAGAUCUAUACUAAAUUCGAACGUUAAAGUGACGCUGCAAUCUGUUAUAAUGGUUGUAAAAUUUUAUUUUGCUAGCCAAGAAGAGUCAACCGAGACUAUAGACAUGACGAAUGAUGUGCACAGUGACAAACAGCCCCGAAUUGAUGAUGAUUUUAUCACAAGUGAUGAAGAACAGAGAUACCAGCGCGCGGCCUCCUUAGAUAAGCUGGUGGACUACUGCGUCGAGGAAUUCGGUAAGCCAUUAUUUAUACUAAUAUUUUUUAUGUUUAUACAAGAACCUUGCGUGGUUUUAGUGGGAAAAUUUUUCUGUUUGUUUUUAAGAUCCAUGCAUUCAUGUUCGAUGGGUGUAGUGAUUGUUCUAUUAUGUUCAAAAAGAUGACUUAUUUGAAAAGGAAGCCUUUGUUUGUAAAACAUUGGGUACAAUAAUCGAAAACGCUGAAGAUCGACCCUUAAAACAUGGGCGUGUGUAUAAGUUUAUUAUACACAUCCGAGGCGUAACUAACAAAAAUACAUCUCUGUUGAUUGCUUUGUCGCGAUAUCGAGUAGCUUUUAUUUUAUUUUCAAGCGUGUAACAAAAAAAAUAAUAAGGACAUCAUCCAUAUGUUUAUAACCACCCGGCAAUAAUUUGCAUAUAGGUGUCGUCGAACAGUGGAUAUGAAAAUAAGAGGAGAAUUAUAUUGAGUCUUGUACUUUAGCAAUAUUCAUUGAGCAUUGUUCACAAAUAAUUCACGUGAUUCAAGGAAGUUUUAACCGAGAGGCAGAGGUUUCUACAUGUAUUUUCCGUUUUUACAAUCGUCAGCGUUGUCUGUAUGUCUGGAUCGACAAUAAUAUUUCCUAAUGUAAGGUUAAUAAAUUAUUUAUAGGUUCAUUCGACAUAUUAAGUCAAUUUGUGGGAAAAAACUCAUUUUAGAAUUUCUAGAAAGUCAUUAACUGAAGCGUAGUUGUGAAUCACUUUAUAUUUCACCAAAAAUUUGAUAUUAAUUUGGUCUGGUAAAAAAAUAUUGAAUUACAUGUAAGGUUUCUGUUAGACCUUAUUGUUUGUGAAUGUGGCAUUUAUAAAGAAUACAGUUUAUUUUAUUUAAUUGAUCUUGUAGGUUCAAUCCAUUCUCUGGUAAAACCAGCAAUCAACUUAGUUUGUUUUGGAAUUUCCGUUGUUUUCUAUUAAUAAUUAUUAAGCUAGGAGACAAAGUUAAUUCUGGAUUAACCUGAGAACAGAUUCUACAUUUCAACAUAUAGGCUACUUAAUAAUAACAGUAUGUAAACAUGUAGUUGCUCGAUGAACUGCUCCAUUGUUAUGGGCUGUGCAUAGCUGAAAAAAAAGAAAAAAUAGUACAUGAAAAUUAGCCAAAAUGCGCUGUAGGUGCUAUGAGCAAAUAACUUGGUGUAGUAUCUGAGCCAAGAAAAGUUAGGCUCUCAUGAGAUCCAAAAUAUUUAAAAAAAUAAUUAUUUUUCUAUUUUGCCACAACAAUAAUGAAGGGUUUCCUGAAAAAAGGGCAUAAUUAUUAUUUGUGUAUUAUUGAUAAGCAAAUUACUCCCUUUUUCAGGAAACCCUUCAAUUACUACCACAGGAAGUAGUUAUAUAAGUACGAAGUUAAAAAAGGGCUUUGAUAAUUGCAGAGGGAACUCAAGACAGUUUGUGAUAAUGCAUGGAAAACCAUGAAAUACCAUGUUUUCCUACUCAUGUGUUUUCUAUAUGUAAAACUGAAAUAACUCAUUGUGCCAAAAAUAAUAAUGUUGUAAAGAAAUAAUAAUAAUAAUAAUACUGUUAUUUGUUAAAGCGCAGCCAAUGAUCAUUAAUGAUAGCAAAAAAAGAAAAAAAAGCUACAGACAAACAAGAAAAAAUAAGAAUAUGGGGUUUUUUACCACAGUUUGGAUGUAUUUGAAUUCAGUGUACAUGUGUAUGUUUUACAUGUAGGAAAAAUCCAUUCAAAGGUUAUUAAGCAAAAUUCCCUGUCUCCUAUUGUUCAUAAUAAGGUUGGAUAUUGGUUUGACCAGAGGACAGAUACAUGUAUAAUUUUACCUGACUGUAAGGCAGUAAGAAUUGCAAAGACAAACAAAGGGUAACUUUUAAUGGUACUUAUGUUAUUGUCCAGUACAUAAGUCGUGUAAACAAAGGAACAAUUGUGAAGGAAAAGGCACUUCUCACAAGUAGGCAUCUACAGGUGUAAAACUACAGUCGAAUCCCGAUAACUUGAACCUCCAAGGGAAAUAGAGAACAGUUCGAGUUAUCGGGAGUUCUAGUUAUCGAGGGUAAAAUUAUAUAGAAACGAUCUGAAGGGAAAUGAAAAUUGCUUCGAGUUAGCGGGAGGUUCAAGUUAUAGAGGGUUCGAGUUACCUGGAGUCGACUGUAUAAUAUAAUAGGCUUGGCCUCUGUGUAUUGCUUGGAGGCCUUUAAAUUUCAUUGCUAUUGCACUAAGUCUUUGGAGAAUAACAAAUCCUUUUUAAUUUAAUGUGGACAUGGAAGCGGAAGCAAUCUAGUGUGUGUCUGUAUUACGGAGAUGUAAGAGAUCACAUGACUUGAUUUGCUGUCUUUGAGACCAAACAACUGUUAGUAAAAGAAAAGUGCACAUAUCUAGGAGGUGUACAAGAGAAAUGAUUCAAGUUUACUUCACGUUCAAACACUAAAGGGAGAUUAAAAGUCAAAUUUUUUAAUGAGACAUGGAUCAUUCUGGUAACUCUUCUUCAAUAGAGUAACUUGACCUCUUUGGGAUUGUCUUGUCUUGUUUUCCUGUCCUACUUUGCUAACUGUCUGCCUGAGGUGUAAUUUGAAUCUGAUCUCAUGUCAAAGGAAACCCUGCUUGGUGACCUUAAUUUGUAUCUUCAGCGAUUAGUUAAGUUCCAGAAGAUGUAAAAUCAAAGAUCAUGUUUCCUCAGUACGUGUGCAGUUGGGAGUUCCGGCUCCCUUAGAUUUCACUUUAAAGAAUUAUUAGAAUGUCUUAAAAAAUCAAUAUUCUUAAAAUUUUUUAAAAGCUUCAUUGCACCAAACGUCCCAUGAAUAUUGCCUUGUAUGUUGUUGAUCAUAUAGAGUAUGUUUAGUUUACAAGUGUAUACAUGCAUGAACAUGUGGAUCAGAUAUUAUCUUCUUUUGUUAGUACAUGUCAGUCAGGGUUCAUAAUUAACGUGCUGGCAAAAUGUGAGUGGGUUUUGGUACUUGCAAGUCAAAAGAAUUAUACCCUCCAGCAAACAUCUGUGUGUAAGCAUUUUUUCAGUAAAAAUUUGAAUUGAAAAACAGAAUUAAUUUUUCGACAAAAAAGUUGGUUUUACAUUUAAUGUGUGUACAACUAGGAAGGAAGCGGGAUCAACACUGCAUGCCUGGGCAGGGGUACUUUGGAUCUCAAGUGACGAGGAUGAUCGCAGUUAUUUUUGGGGGUUUGAAAUUUUUGAUCCCAGGAUUCUUUUGGUAGGAAAAUUUGUUAAGUUUUUUUGGGGGUGGCUUGGUUUAAGUACUAGGGAUUUUUCAAAAAAAAUCUGAAGAUUUGUGGUUGUGCAUGCGGAUCCAAGCCGCGCACUUCUGCGAUCAUCCCCAUUCACUGUAUUCAGCUGUAUGUUUUACUCUGUAAGUAAGAGCCUAUGAAAGCUACAUGACUCUACUCUACUAGAAAAUCACAAUGAAUAACUUCACACUUUUAGAACUGCUUACACUUCAGCUUUUUCUUUUUAAUAGUAAGAGUUAAGAUUGCAUCCUGCAUGUAUGUUUACAUGUUGUGUAUGGGGAAAUUCCCUCAAUUGUUUUGGUUUGAAGAAUUAAAGGAAUUUCUUAAUAAGGAAAGUCUUAAAAGUGUUUGUUUUUUUUUUAAAGACCCUUUUAUACAGCUAAACCGACAAUUCAUGUCUAUUGCCAUAAUACACUGUAAUCAUUAUAGCUUUUCCACCCACUUCUGCGAGUCGGGCAAUUUAAAUAAAAAUACAGCUUAAACUUUAGAAUGAAGAUCCAAUAUUUAACUGAACCUGGAAUUUCUAUUUUUAUGAUGACAGUUGAAAUCAUUCGUAUGGGGUACAUGUUUUUAAUUAUACUCUCUAAGAAUAUUUUUGCCAUAGUUUAUUGCAUCUAUAGGUGUAGGUAUUAGAUCAAGAUCUCUUUAUCUCUUUAAUAAAAAAACUGUCUGAUAUGAAGAUCUGCAACUUAUUUUUUCUAAUUGUUUGCCUUGUACUAGGCCCUUCUUAGGGUAAAAUUGCGACAAGUGACAUGCAGCAUGGGUUAAACACUCACAUGGACAUGGCCUACUCCUCAAACUUACGGCGCUUUCCAUUUGUCAGAACUGGCCGGCCAGACCAGUCAUUUUGACAAUGAAAUUGGCUUUUUGCAAGGGUUUUUGCCGAAAAACCAUACCCUUCCUACACAUUCUUUAGGAUUUGACUAAUCUGGUUGAAUAGUUUUGAUUAACAGUGAAAUUCUCAUUACGUCGGGAAGAGUCUGGCCAGCCAGUUCUGAGAAAUGGAAAGCACCCUUAGAAAUGACCUUAUUUGAUAUUCAGACUAGGGACAUACAUACCCCCUUCCCCCCUCCUCCUUGGAGGGUCUCCUGUACAUCAUGUUAACAUUAAGACUGAUUUGAUUCUGUCUUUUAGCAGGUGGAAAUCCUCAGCCUACAAUGUCAGAGGCGUUUCUUUCAAAUUGUGUAUUUAUGACAUACAAAUGGUUCCUUUCCUCCGAAGAGCUUCUCAAGAAGUUUAUGCAACGGUAUCCUUGACAGUAUGAAAGCACAGUUGGGUGGUCUUUUUUUUACCGUAAUAAAAAUAUUGUUCUUAUGUUUGUACAUGUUAAAUGUUUUGUUAUAAUGAUAAGGUUGUUAUAUAUUCCAGUUUUUACCUGUGAUUAUUAUAAGAUAAUUACAUUCCUCAGAUUGCUUUUUCUCUUAAGAAUUGACAGUUGUUGUUAAGAACAUUGGAUAGAGCCUUUUUUUACACAUUAUAAACAAAAUUAAUGUACAACUGGAACAUCAUCUUUUAUGCAAGUCCACUUUAUUAGCAUUUAGCAUUCUAUAAUUUGAUUUUUGUGCAAGGUUAGUUUUCUAAGAAAAAAUGGGGUUAUAAACCAUAGCCUAGCUUUUAUCAAGAAAUAAAUGUGUUAAAUUAUUAUUUUGUUUAGAUUACUUCCCUCUGGUGUCAAAAUUGACCAACUUCACUGAAAGAUUUUGAAACAGUGUACUAUUUGAAACCAAAUUUUAAAAAACAUUUCAUAAAAUUAAUAUAAUUAACAUCACAAGUAGAAGUAGACUGAUAGAUCUGGAUUAAAUCUUGAUCAUUUAUUGCUACGCAGAGUUUCAUGCCUCUUAUGAAGCAAUCAUCAGGCAAAUGUUAUUUAUUUCUUGACUCAAGUCAAUUAUCAGAUACUCUGAUUUCUCCAAUUCAAGUAACAAACAACAAAGAAAGUUUAGGACAAGUCUUUGUUAUGCUGUUGGGUAUGUAAAAUAUUUUAAUAUUAUUUUAGUCUAAAAUUAAUCUUGGCUUAAAUUAUUAACUGUGUAAAUGAGUUUUAGAGAAGCAUGUUAUUCUAGAAACUAAUUAAAAACUUGUUAAUAUUUUUUGUGGAUAAAGAAUUAAAGAAAUAAUAUUAAUCUAUCAUUAUUUUUUAAGUGUAUUUGAUUUUAUUUCAGCUUCAGUUGAAAUCACCAAAUGAAGUAUUGUUGCAAGAUCAUCCAAUGAAAUGCAUGUCAUUUUUAUGUGCACAGGUUUUGGAUGACAAGAUAUGGAAAUGACUUCAAGAAGAAUGAAAAAUUGACGUCACUGCUGAAAGAAUUUCACAAGAGCGUAGAAUUUGAGGUGGAAAGAGAAGCCAUUGAUCCUUCUAAUAUGUAAGGGAACCAGCAUUUAUCCCACUUAUUCAUUCAUUUGUUCCUUCCUUCUUUUAUUUCUUCUUUCAUUUGUUCAGUCAUUUAUUCAUUAGCACAUCUGUUCAUUCAUUCUCUCACUGGUUUGUUGGUUCAUUUUCAUUUUCUCGCUCAUUGAUCUUUAACCCAGUGAUUGGAAGUAAGUUAACUAACCCUGUACUGAAGUUUUUAAAUAUAUGAAAAUCGUACUGUAAAUGAUGACCUGCUACCUUUGCUCUUUAAAGAUGAAGAUUUAAGUUAGGGAUAACAUUGUGCUUGGCAUUUACUUCCUUAUCAGAGGUGUUGAGGAGAUGCGGCAACAUUCAUUCAGUGGGGGGACAGUUGGCGAACAGCAACCAUUAGGACAACGAAAGGGUUCUAUGGCUUUUAAGGAUUUAUCAGCUACUACCAUUGCAGAACAACUAACUUUUCUUGAAUACAGAAUGCUUCGUAGAAUACCAGUAAGGAUAACUCAUUUCUUGUUCAUUUUCUUUUUGGGUUGUUUUUUUUUUUUUCAGAAAUGGUACCUUACCGCCAGGGCAGUCUUUUUGGAGCAGGCGCCAAAAACUGCUCAGACCAAAAUGGGCAAAGUGUAUACUCGUUUUCAGAACAAAACAGCGCAAAAACCCAGCCGAUGGGGCGGCACAUACCUAUAUGGCUUGAUGCACUUCUUUAGCUCACAGACAAAGAAAUAAUAGCCAAGUCUCUAAAAAAUAGACAGCUUUUCACAUGCACUUGGUGUCCUACUGAGAGAGAGUCAGCCCUGUAGAUAGUCAAGGAAGAUGACUAUGACAUAUAGAACAACACAGACCAACUUACAAGAGUUUACCUAAGCCUCCAUUGCAUUUCGUUAAAAGUAUAUGGAACCUUGAUUAUCAACAUUAAUUUUUCAUAUCCAGUUUUCAGAGUGGAAGACAUAUGUUCUUACUGGCAAGUUAAAGGACACCACCUAUCUGGACAGAUAUGUAGCUCUAUUUAACGGUGUAUCACGUUGGGUACAAGGCAUGGUGUUAAAUUGUGUUUCCCCUCAAGAAAGAGCAGCUUGCUUUGAAAAAUUCCAACAAACAGCUAAAGUAAGUAAUUAAAAUGGUACUAGGUCAGUUAUGCUGUAAUUUACACCGUGAGCAGAGCAUGUUUUUUUCUGGCAUGGCCUUGUUUGAGUGGCUUGUCAGUCACAUAGUUGGUUUGUUUAUUCCCAAAGAGAAACUCGAGGGAAGCCCUACAAGCAUAAACAAACCGACUAUGUGACUGACAAGCCAUGAAAAAGACUUCGUAAUUGCUAGAAGCUGUGUUGGAAAGAAAUCCUUGAUCACUGGGUAGUUGUAAGUAAGAUUGUCCUUAUGGUCACAAGAUAAAACAAAAUUGUGCUCUCUAAUUGGAAUGUACAUUAUUGCCUCCCUGUUUUGGGCUAGAUGAAGCAAGGUUAAGCCCAAUCAUUUAGUAUAUUACACAUAUGUUUGCAUGUCUCUUACCAAUUUAUUUUCUUUCAAUAAUUAGCAUUUAAAAGAGCUGCAAAAUUUUAAUGGUCUCAUGGCGGUGGCAGGAGGGUUAAGGAGUACAGCUUUAUCAAGAUUACAAAAAACUCAAGAGCUGCUCAGCCAAGACUGUAGAGAGGUACAGCAAUAAUAUUAACUCUGUGAUGUCUCCCUUAUAAUCUCAUGAUACAAAUGCCAGUUGGGUUACUUCUUCAUCUAGAUUCUAAUUAUUUAAUUUAAUAUUGAUAGAAGGGAAACUGGAGAUUUCUGUGGGUAGUUUUACCCUUGUUGACAAGUCCAGUAAAAAUCAGCAGGGAAUCCCUCUUGCUUGUUGUUUUGUGUUUAAUUGUUUGCUUGGUUUUGGGUGUAUACUACUGCAAAUCUGGUGAUAUGACCUUUCUCUUCUUGCUAUCUCUGAGCUCAUGGAUGUUAAGUAUGCAAGCCAAUCAGAAUGCAGGUAUACUGAAUACUGGAGUACUGUUGAAAUAUUAUUUGAAAAAAUCAGUAGAAUCUUUCCUGAGUUAAUUAACUUCAAAUUAUCUAAUUUCCUUUUGUUCUUUUCUCAGUUCAUGAAGCUGUUGAUGGAGUUUUUAUCCUCCAAUGGGAAUUAUGCAUUCUACAGGAAAGCAUUAAAUGAUGCUGCUAACGGAUUCCAUAUUCCUAUCCUGUAAGUAAAAUGCACCACUAGUAAGUUUUCCUCAUUCAUGAAUAAAAGGUGGGUUCCUUCUGUAGGUACUGAGGCACAGAUUACAUAUAACAAAAGAAACAAUACAACCAAACAAGAAAGCCACCAGGAGAACUGUAUUGUUUGGUUCCUUUGUUGCUGUUGUGAUGACAGUGCCUGCAGAAAGGCCUACAAGGUGCCUGGGGAAUUAGGGAGCAAGAUAUUUAUUUUGGGCUAACAGUAAUGGGUGUAGAAUGGUGUAAUGUCUCUGCAAGGUCCAAGGGGAAGCAUAUACAGUGAACACCCCACUUCUGAGUCCUGUGUAAUAUAGUGAAAAACCGUUCAAUACUUGCUAAAACUCUUGAAGAGCAGUCAGUCAGUUUCAACAUGAGCAUUCUCAGGGUUGUCAGAAAGUUUUGAAGUAGGUGGCCGGGUUGUCAAAGUAAGCAGCCAGUCCAGGGAUAUUUUAUUUAAAAAACGCCAUUCAUAAAGAAAUGACAAGCAGAGUAGCCAGCCGAUACUAACCAAGUAGGCAGUGAUUUUCACCAGCAGCCAGCUACUUUUGACAACGCUGAUUCUUGUCAUGGUUGUCUUGAUGUGCAUGUUAUAGAUACCUUUGUAAACAAAGUGGCUCCUCUCAUUAAUAUGAAAUUUUUCAUAAACCACCUUAAUGGAAGUGUAGGUUUUGAUUUUAUUGCUCAUCAUGUGUGUUUUAUUUUCUCUUUUCCUUCCUCUUAUCCUGAAUGUCUUGAAAACCAAACAAUGUAGAGGUGAGUAAUUCCUGCAUGCACCAAUACAUCUGUAAGUACAAGGUGUUAAACCUUAGUUAAGAAGCUGUUUUUAUGAAUGUCAGGGAGGUGUUUGUAUUAGGUCACACUUGUUAAAUUGAACCUAAGAGUAUCAGUGCUCCAGGUGAGUGUGGUCCUAAAUAGGACUAAUUUUGCCAGUGACUGGCAUUUGGGCAACCUGUAAGACACCCAGAAGCAUGAGGGUUGUUGUCUUUGAUGAUGUUUGCUAGUACUGCACGGGUUGUUGAAAAUGUCACUCAGUCUCUAACAGUCUUAUUCAGAACUACACCCACUUGGGCACAACCUACGCAUGAUAAAUUGACCAUCAUUUUCCAAAAAGUUUCAUGCAGGUGAUUUUUUCUUCCUGCAGGUAUUCAACUGAAGGAUUUUAUCGCCCUUCAUACAGUCCUUCGUGAUAAGACCGACGAUGGCCUCCUUAAUGUACAGAAGAUGAUUCGAUUGGCACAUAUCAUGUCUCCAUUACUACCGGGUCAUAGCAGUCAACCACCUAUUCAACCAAACAUGGACCUCAUUAAAAUGUUGAGGGUAAGAGGAAUGGGAAGUUGUACUCUAAGAAAAUUAAAGGGGGCUGGUGGUCUGAACCUGUGAAAUACAGGGCACCCAAUGUACAUUUUUGUAGCAUUUCUUUGAAUAAACUAUGAUUUCCAGGAGUGGAUCCAGAAAAUUCUGAAAGGGGGCUAGCACACUUGCCUGCUGUAUAGUACUCAGGGUUUUUACUAAGAGCCGGUAGAUGACAAAUUUCUACGAUGGCUACUUUUCUUUGGCAAUCACAAAAACCCAAAAUUUAAUGUUGGAGUUCUGUUCAAAAACUCAAAAUACAUUCUUAGAGGCCCAGAUCUCAUAAUUGUUCCAGGGAGACUUGCCCUGGAUGGACCCCCCCCCCCCCCCUCCCACUUUCCCCCCCCGUCCUUCCCCGCCCCCCCUGUGGCAAAAAAUUUUUUUUUUCUCUCCUUCUCCCACAGUUUUUUCCCCCCCUUUAAAACUUUUUAAAAACCCGGGGGCCCUUUUUUUUUUUCACAAAACAUUUAUUUACCUAGAGCCCGUAGAUGACAAAUUUCUACGAAUGCUAAUUUUCUUUGGCAAACACAAAAAACCAAAAAUUAAAGUUGGAGUUUUGUUUAAAAAACCAAAAAACAUUUUUUGAGGGCCCAAAUUCAUAAAUUUUCCCGGGGGACUUGCCCCGGGGGGGCCCCCCCCCCCCCCUUGCAACUUGCGCCCUCGGUGCUUGCAAGUCGCUCCUGUGGCAAAAGAUUUUUCCUUCUCUGCCUACUCCAAAGCUUUUGCCACCUUCUUAAAACCUUAUUGAAAGCCCGGAGUACUAUUUAUUUUACCAAGAAUCCUUUAAAGAUGCUACAAAAUUUGACAAGAAAGGGUGGGCCAUAGUCCCCUCUGCCAACCCGUAAAUCCUAGGCACCCAAGCACAAAAGUAAGGUGCCAGAGGUCACCUGGCCAGCUGUGCUGGAACACAGCCCUGGAGUGUAACCUUUAGCUGGUAUUUGAAUUUGUAACUCCACCGACUAUGGCUUAACGUUUAAUUUUAUUUAUAACUUGGUGUGUAGGUUUCACUGCAGCCGCGACUCACAGAAGAGGAGUUGUAUGAGCUCUCUCUUGCCAGGGAACCAAGAAGCCCCUCUUCUUCUGUAAGUUUUUUAUUCAUUAAUGGUAUGUUAUCUGAUAUAAAGUGUCAAAAUAUUCAAAUCUCUAACUACCCGCCCCCGGUUGUUAAAACUUUGGAUAGUACCAUUCACCAGAUAAAUCACUAACCAACAGAUAAGUUUUAACGAAACUGAUUGCUUAUCCAUUGGAUCCUAUCCAGCGGAUAGUGUCAUCCACUCUUUGAACAACUCAGGACAGACUCUGAAAAGUUAAAUUAAACGGUUGGGUUUUUUGUUCUUUCUUCAGAGCCCCGGAAGCCAAACAAGUGAGCAAAAUCUCAUGUUCGCUGAUUGGGCAGCCGAGCUACUACACUCAGCCCCAGAUCCCGACACCACAGCCAGACAUGUGUCUUCAAUGGUGGAUGUGAGUAUUAGAUUGUGAGAUUUUGCCCUUGCUCACUCAAGCAAAAUUUGUUUGACAGUGUAGUUAAUUAGAUUGAAAGCGAACUAUUUAAACAUUUAUCAAGUAAUUCCCUAAGCUUUUUCGUUGAAAAGUGCAGGAUAAUUUUAAGGCCAAUGCCCAAUUGUGACAGUAUUCUCUUGCACUUAAGGCGUUUAUCAGGAGCGGCACAAAUUCAAGGGUGUCCUUUUUACACGUCGAUACACCAGUUGGGUCAUUCUACCCUCCACUCCUUAGAAUAGUGCAAAUUUUGAAAGGUCUAAAUACUCUUUCAAGUUUACCAGUAACCACUCUAAGUGUUUAUAUUAACUUUGAUCCUAUUAUCUCUCUUAUUUGUUGUUAGGCUGUCUUCAAGAUUUACGAUGUAAAUAAAGAUGGUUCGAUUUCAGUGGAGGAAUUCGAAGCAAUCGCUACAAAUUUCCCCUUCAUUGAUUCAUUUGGCGUUAUCGAUGUCAACAGGUAAAAAACCUUUUUUAUAACUUUUCAGCAUCGAAAACGUACAUUUUAUUUAAAACAAGGAAUUUUUUCAAGAGAUGUCUCUAAUAAUGAAUUAUACAUGUUUAUCCACUUUUGGUCAAGAAUGGUAUUGUAAUACAUCACGCUUCGCGUGUCUGCUUUAAAAUUGGGUCAUAUAGCAGCUGCUCUGAAGAGAAGUCACCAAUGGUGAGUUUCCCUGACCCCAAACAAUACUAAAACAAUUGAAAGAAUGACCUGUCAUUGUUUCCUGCGAUCAAUUAGGAGAGAAGUUACGCGCAGCUCCUACACUGCCCUUAAAAUUGUUUUGUAGAACGCAACCCAUGUCUUUACAUACGAUAAUAGUUGCUGUAACUUUCUGUGUUUGUUUUACAGUGAUGGUGUAAUUAGUAAAGAGGAGAUGAAAAGUUAUUUUAUGAAAGCAAACUGCCAUGAACUGAGUAAAGGCUUUUCGCAUAACUUUCAAGAAACUACAUACUUUACUCCAACCUACUGUGAUCACUGUGGUGGCCUGGUAAGAAAAUCUUUUAUCUCAUUUCUCAUAUCGGCCAAUAAUCGAGGCAGGACUUAUAGCGCAGUUUACGCGGAGUAGCUAAAUUACUUAAUACGUUAACCUCCGAAUUUUUUGCUCGCAUUUUGAGCAGUAGGAAAUAUCUCCUUAUUCCUCUGUGGCAUUGUUCAAGUUUAAUUUGACCCAUGGCCAAACACGUUGCCUGUCCUAGUCUUGUUAGCCUCCCAGCAAAUCUGGCGCGCACUUUAGCAGCUGAUCCACGUAAAGUGAAAAAUGCUCCGCGCGAUUUUUAAGGCCGUACUUAUUAGUCAUUGCUUGGGUUUCGUGUAGUUGUUCAUUUCCCAUUCUGAGAUUCGAGAGCUUGCUUCAAGCUAGAUAUUCAUGGUGUGUAAAACAGGUUCAUUGGGUGUGAGUGAAAUGAACAAUAGUAAGCUUAAGCGGGCGAGUCUCACUUACUUUUUCAAGGCGGGGCUUGUUUGGUAGAUUAGAACCAAAUUAGCUGGCACACACACGCGCAAAAACUAAUCUAAACUAGAUCCCUCACCACUUAAAAAAAUGGGGAAAGUUGGUACAUUAUAUUUGAACAUGUCUUUGUCUUGUUUACAUUUUAAUUUCAAUAUUAUCUUUUUUUUACAGCUAUGGGGAAUCAUCAAACAGGGAUACAGAUGUAAAGGUAAUGUUAUUUGCAAAAUCCUUUAUGGUUUGCAUAAACAUUGUUUUCGUUUUUAAAAAGAGUAGGUUAAACACAAUACGUGUAACUAAAAUUAUGGGAAUGGUCCUGGUAGCUUUUAAGACAUAUGUGCGUGAUAUAGAGGAAGACAAUGAAGUUUGUAUGUUCAAAUAAUAUAGAUCAGUUAAUCUAGUCAAUCUGAUGCUGAUUGUUAAUUAGUGCUUUGAUUUUAACUCUUCUAGAUUGUCAUAUUAAUUGCCACAAGCAUUGCAAAGCAGAGGUAGUCAAAAACUGUCAGAAACCAGCUCCGCAGUCACAUGGUAAAAAUUUGUUUUAUUACUUUAAAUUUUAUCCUCUUUUAUUUGAAACUCAUUACCACACAUUGGCAUACCUACAAUUCAUUUAUAAAGUAAUUUGAAAAAAGGAUGAAUUGAACUGCAACAUAUACUUAAAUAUUAACUAAAUAAAGAAAGAAAACAGAAUGCGUCUUACAAGAAAAAUUGAUCAUUAAAAAAAAAUAAACUAUAAACUUUUAAACCACGAGGUCCCGUUAGGGUUUCCUGUUCGUGCGUCGCCUCCUUGGAAACCAGGUGGUAGAUAUCUCAGUUUUUCGAUGAAGUUGUAAAACCUAAGGGAACCUUAGAAGGCACAACGGCUGCUAUCAACAAUCAAUCUGCGUUUUUCCCACUUAUCUGCGACUUCUAAAGUAAUAAUGGUAAUAAUGAUAAUGAUGAUAAUGAUGAUGAUGAUGAUGAUGGUGAUAAUUAUAAUUAAGAUAAUGGUAAUGGUAAUAAUCAUAAUCAUAAUAGUAACAAUAAUAAUAAAUAAAUAAAUAAAUAAAUAUUAAACCAGGAGCCUCCACUCACUGCAACUGUUUCUAGGGAGGCGCUGGUAUUAAAAUUGAUGACACUUUCUGAAAUAGAACAGUGUAUUUUUAAAACGAAUGCCUAAGUAAGUAAUGAUUGUAUUUAAAAAGUUUAAGAAAUCUAAACAUCUAAAACAGUUAAAUUCAUUACAUCAGUACAGUUUGAAGGAAUCUAAACUUAAAAAAAUCUGUGACAGACAACUGACUUUUGCCGCUUAUUAUUUUGUAUUGAAGAGGUAAUUUAUUUGCCCCCAAAAAACAACCUUUUCGAAGGAACCCAGUCGCGGAAGGUAAUGAGAUAGUGUUUUGAUCUACGGUGCGAAACGGUUUCGGCAAGUGCACGAAAAAGGCUUCGGUCACUGCAUUCUCCACAGCUUAGAAUCAGUUGUGUGUGAUACACGUAAAACGAUCUCCGUAGCCGAGAAAAAGAUUUGGACGAAAGUCAAAAUGUUCGGGGGGGCGGGGGGGCAAGCUCUUGUUCUUUUGAAGGUUUCUGAAUAUCUGCGGAUGUACUGCCUUUUUUAGAAUCCUACUCAUUGUUAGCAAGACUGUGAUUGGUUUAGAAUAAUUAUUGUCCUCACAUCAAUUUCCAUACUUAAAUUUGCCACUUACCUUUUCAAGUAUUCAAAUAAAAGGAAAAGUUGAAAACUAAAGAGACCAAUUUAAAAAUACGAGUCAUGACAUCGGCUGCCUUCUUCAGUAGUCGCGUCAAAUCCUAUCGCUUUGUUUGGCCUCAAAUGUCUCAGCUUGUUCAUGACGAACCGAUUUCUCAGCGACUGGAGAGAACGGGAAUUUUUCAUCGGCUUGAUGUGAACCCAGGAAUCAGAUUUUCUACUGAGAUGAAGGAGCAAGCGGAGUGACGAAGCAUGGCGCUUGAAUCGGGUCAACGUGACAAGUAAUAUCUUACCUUGCUGAUUUUAACUCUUUUCAACACCUGCAGAAAUAUCUCCCCGCAAAUCGGUUUUACUGAGAUCUAAGUUGAGAAGCAGAAUGAAGCUGCAUAAACACCACUCGGAUGGAUCGCUAAAGAGUAUAGGCAGAGAAAAGCGUCGCUCAAUGGACUCGCUAAGGAGCAUUAAUGGAGAGAGCGACAGCAAGCGCUAUUCUGAUUAUUCCUUGAGGAGCUUCAACGGCGAUUGCGUUAGUAUACCAAUCGACCAAUACGAACAACUUCUUAAGGCCCAACAGGUCAGUGAGAUAAACAAAUCUUCUUGUUCUUUAGCCACAUUGCCUGGUUGUUUUUUAUUUUUGCUGUUACUCCGAGAGGUUUUUGUCUUCUUCGCCUCUCCUUAAAAAACCAACACUUCCAAAUUCCAAUUCCAUCUGUAGCGUACGAACACUUUCAAACCAGUUCUUCAGAUCCUUUAAGUGUUUCGUAAGCAAAAAAUAACAUUUGCGUUUUUUGCUGGGAGCAUAAAUCUGCUAGGGACGUUAGGCACCCACGACGGCAGCAUUAGCGACGGCGGCUUUGACACAAUAAAAAAGAAAAAUAAAGAAAGCAAUAAAGCAACGGUGUGCGUUUUCACAUGCGUUUUCAGUGUUUUGCAUAUUUUUCUCCCGUUCAUCGCAAAACGGCAAGGUCAAAUUGAUCCGAUUAUGGACAACAUGAAGACACAACAGCUUACUUUCGGUUGCAGUGACGUUGUACUAAUAAUACUAAUUCUACUAAUUCUACUAACCAUAAUAACACACAAUUAACAUCUUAAUGAACACUGAUAAAAAGAGAGAUCAUCAAAUCAAAGGAUCAGUAAGAGUGACAAUCGAACAAUGAUUCAUCAAUCAUUCAUAUUCGAACAAUCAUUCAUUCAUUUCAUUUAUUCAUUCAUUCAUUCAUUCAUUCAUUUCAUUCAUUCAUUUCAUUCAUUCAUUCAUUCACUUCCAUUCAUUCAUUCAUACAUUCAUUCAUUCAUUUCCAUUCAUUCAUUUCAUUUCCUUCAUUCAUUCACUCAUUCAUUCAUUCAUUCAUUCAUUCAUUCAUUCAAUAACAACUAACUAACUCUAGAACGAUUUUAAAUUAAUUUUGAAGGGCGCAAAUUGAUUUUGUUUUGUUUUUGUGUUGUGUUUUUUAGUUUUUUAACCAACGUCGCCUCAACUUUCCCGUCGUAGUUGCUUCAAGUCCAUAUUACAUUUUAUUGUCAAGCCUAUUGUGUUGUCACGGUUUUUCACAGACUUUGCAUUAUUGUAGCCUGAAAAAAAAACAGCCGACAUUUCGCGACCUUACAACUGGUUUCCCCACAAAAUGGCGUCUGAGAAACGAGCGCAGAAAUUGCAUACGUGUUACUUCUGGACAGUGCUUUUGAUUGGUUGAAGCAAGUUUCCCUUGCAGCACGACCAAUCAGAAGCACUAUCCAGACCUGGGUAGUGACACGUCAUCAGUAUGGAAUUUCUGCGCUCGUAUUUUAGAAGUCAUUACGCGGGAAAACCACUGGUGGCGUCGCCAAAUGUCGGUUGUUUUCUCAGGCUAGCAUUUUUUUUGUUCUGUUGCCUUUUUUGUAACACGGAUUUUACCAUGUUACCAAUCAGACAGCAUUAUGUGCAGGCUAAAAUCUUUAUUUUUUUUUUGACUUUGCAGUGUAACGAAGAAAUCUUGUUGGAAAAUGCCCGUCUUCGAGGCGAGUUACAGGUCGCUCAACGCAAUGAAAGCUCGCUACGAGAGCAGCUGGCCUCUCUAAAACAGACCACUGUGACUUUUAUAAUGGAUCAAAUGGACGCUUUACAAAUGCAUAAAGAUACUCAAGUAUAG
Molecule: messenger RNA, 16273 nt
Organism: Porites evermanni
Lineage: Eukaryota; Metazoa; Cnidaria; Anthozoa; Scleractinia; Poritidae
Source: the annotation of a GenBank genome assembly